AUGGACGCAUCAAGGUUGAAGAUCACAAAAGUUUCCACUCCAAGUGAAAGAAAGCCAAAUGACCAGCUAGUCUUUGGUAAGACUUUUACCGAUCAUAUGCUGACCAUUGAAUGGACCUCUGAGAAUGGUUGGGACGCUCCGGAGAUCAAACCAUAUGGCAAAUUAUGUCUUGAUCCUUCAUCAAUUGUAUUCCAUUAUGCCUUCGAGCUGUUUGAAGGUAUGAAAGCAUACAGAACAAAGGAUGGUAAAAUUGCAAUGUUCAGACCUGAAAAAAACAUGGAAAGAAUGAACAAGUCUGCAGCAAGAAUUUGCCUGCCAACAUUUGACGGGGAAGAAUUGAUCAAACUGAUCGGGAAGCUGAUCGAAUUAGAUAAGCACUUGAUUCCUGAAGGUGAGGGAUACUCUCUCUAUAUUAGACCCACUUUGAUCGGUACAUCUGAAGGCCUUGGUGUAAAAGAGCCAGACAGAGCCCUACUUUUUGUCAUUUGUUCUCCUGUUGGCCCUUAUUAUAAAACUGGAUUUAAGGCAGUUCGCUUGGAUGCUACAGACUAUGCAACAAGAGCAUGGCCAGGUGGCGUCGGUGACAAAAAACUGGGCGCUAAUUAUGCUCCUUGUGUAUUACCCCAGACGCAGGCUGCCGCUAAGGGUUUCCAGCAAAAUUUGUGGUUAUUUGGUCCGGAGCACUAUGUCACGGAAGUUGGUACAAUGAACGCAUUUUUUGCAUUUAAUUGUAAGGAAACCGGUAAGAAAGAAUUGGUCACUGCGCCAUUAGAUGGAACUAUUUUGGAAGGUGUUACUAGAGACUCCAUCUUAACUCUUGCUAGAAAGUAUUUGGAUCCUAAUGAAUGGGAGAUUAAUGAAAGAUAUUUCACUAUUCAUGAGGUCCAAGAAAAGGCUCAUAAAGGUGAAUUAUUAGAGGCAUUUGGAAGUGGUACAGCAGCUAUUGUUUCCCCUAUCAAGGAGAUUGGAUGGAAAGACACUAUUAUCAAUGUUCCUUUGAUUCCUGGAGAACAAAGCGGACCACUUACAAAACAAAUAGCAUCAUGGAUGAUGGAUAUCCAAUAUGGUAAAGUAGAACUUGAUAACUGGUUAAGAAUUGUUGCAGACAUUAAUUAA
This is a messenger RNA of Nakaseomyces glabratus, 1116 nucleotides long. It is a transcript of the gene BAT2, whose product is annotated as branched-chain-amino-acid transaminase BAT2. NCBI's taxonomy places the organism in Eukaryota, Fungi, Ascomycota, Saccharomycetes, Saccharomycetales, Saccharomycetaceae. Gene Ontology annotation, molecular function: branched-chain-amino-acid:2-oxoglutarate transaminase activity. The record is from RefSeq and is a predicted model, not a curated record. Gene Ontology annotation, biological process: L-leucine biosynthetic process; L-valine biosynthetic process. Gene Ontology annotation, cellular component: mitochondrion.